This is a messenger RNA of Drosophila rhopaloa, 1022 nucleotides long. RefSeq lists its product as uncharacterized. Gene Ontology annotation, cellular component: membrane; septate junction. Lineage: Eukaryota; Metazoa; Arthropoda; Insecta; Diptera; Drosophilidae. Gene Ontology annotation, biological process: regulation of tube size, open tracheal system; septate junction assembly. The transcript has a single exon. The record is from RefSeq and is a predicted model, not a curated record. The coding region runs from base 91 to 864 and encodes 257 amino acids.
UAAGACGGUCACACUUUGGGGCGUGUUUGUAAACUAUUCCAGUUCGCAUUUAAUUUAGUAAGACGGUGGAAGAUAUUUAACGCAAAAGAAAUGGGGCCGUUCAACUACAGCACGCAAGUGGCUCUCUGCGUAUCCGUGUUUUCCGUAAUUCUCUUCGUUAUCGCGUUUUCAACUCCCUAUUGGUUGGUCACAGACGGGCGUUCAAAAGAUCCAAGACUUACUAACCUGGGCCUAUGGGAAGUUUGUUUUAACAACUUCCAGGACAUACACCGAUUUUUUGACAAUCGCUUUAACGGUUGCAAGUGGGUUUUUGAAGAGGAAUUUUACAUCAUUCACGACUUUCUUCUGCCUGGUUUCUACAUAUGUGUACAACUUUUUGCAACACUGUGCUUUGUUAUGUGCCUAAUUGCCCUGCUACUGACUGUAGUAUUCCUUCGCACUUCUCGCGAUGAUGACCGAUACAUUGUGCUGCUGCUGACGAUUGGCUCAUGCCAAGUUGUGGGCUCAGUGUUUGGAUUUAUUGCUGUGGUAGUUUUCGGGGCCAAGGGAGACUCUCGCGAUUGGAUGCCAGGAUGGCAAAACAAUGAUAUGGGUUGGUCAUUUGCAUUGGGCGUGGUUGGAGCUGUGCUGUUAUUGCCUCCUGGUGUGCUUUACAUGGUGGAAGCACGGCGGGAGAGAUAUAAGCGUCUAAACGAAAUUGGCAAUCGGGAAGUCAGUGAAUACGGAGAUGACUACUAUCAGAACCAGGCACACGUCGCGGCUAUUCCGUGUGCUUCAUCGCAAUCUCACAAUUAUUUUGCAUCUGAGCCAAUUCGUCCACGACGUCCAGAAUCCGCACAAGGAAGAAUUCAAACCGAUAUAUAGCAUUACAAAACUAGAGAGUAUGGAUUCCUAAAACUAUAAUUUUUCCGUCCACUUGAAAAAUCGAAUAUUGCAUAUAUUUUUGUAAGAUAAAUAGUGAAAUAAAUAAUUUGUGAACAAUUCUAUUCGAAAUAAAAUCAGUUUAUAUUUCACCUUUACAA